Drosophila nasuta is the source of this 1720-nucleotide messenger RNA. RefSeq names its product U2 small nuclear ribonucleoprotein auxiliary factor 35 kDa subunit-related protein 2. Gene Ontology annotation, biological process: mRNA splicing, via spliceosome. Gene Ontology annotation, cellular component: U2AF complex. The transcript has 6 exons. The record is from RefSeq and is a predicted model, not a curated record. Lineage: Eukaryota; Metazoa; Arthropoda; Insecta; Diptera; Drosophilidae. Gene Ontology annotation, molecular function: metal ion binding; RNA binding. The coding region runs from base 251 to 1705 and encodes 484 amino acids.
CUAAAAUGUUAACUACAGUAUAAGUUAAAAAAUGUUUUGGACAUGAUUGACAAAGUUUAAAGUAAAUUUAAGAAAGCAUACAAAUAUCAAAUGCGCAGUUGGUGUAUAUGUUAAAUACACCAUGUGUGUUAACAGCUUAUUACAUAUAAAUAUAUAUCUAUUAAAAUAUAAUAGCAAAUGAGAAUGUUAUGCUGUUACGUGGAACUUGGUCACACUCCGCGCACAGGGUGUUUCAAUUGACUAUACUAAAAUGCCGGGUGAGCGUGCUUGGCGAAAGUUGUUAAAGAAAGAGCAAAGAAAGCGCCGUCGACAGAAAUAUGCACGUGAGAAUGAAAAACAACAAGAGGGAGAUCCCGAGUAUCAGCAAUGGCUGAAGCAGCAAAUGGAACUGGAAGAAUUCCAACGUUUAGCAGACGAACGCGUACAGCAGGAUGAGGAAAUAGAGUGGCUGCGUCGCGAGGCACUCGCACAACGUCAGUUCCGCUUAGAUGCGGCUCAGCUGCGCCAGCAAGAGAUGGAAGCCGAACGCUUGCGUGUCCGUCAAUCCGAAGAGUUGGCUGCAUUGCAGCACGAGCAGCAUAGGCGGCAAGAAGAGCGAGAUAGACUGGCCACUGAGGCAGCUGCGGAGUUCGAAGCAAUGAUGCAACGCAUGCAGGAGUAUAUGGAUAACGCAGAGCAGCACACUCCUCCCUCUGAAUUACGACGUGUGGUUGAAACGCAUCCCGAGGAGCGUUUAUGCGAAUUCUUUACGCGCACUAAUUGCUGUCGCUUUGGUCAGGCGUGCACCUUUAAUCACCGUCGUCCGAUGCUAUCGAAAAUCAUUUUGAUUCGCCAUUUCUUUAUACAUCCAUUGCUGCAAGUUGCAGACACAAAAACUGAGUAUGCCAAGUCUGAUGAGCACUUGGAGUUAACAGAUCAUGACUUGCGUGCCGACUACGAUGAGUUUUUCAAGGACGUUGUUGGAGAACUGGAAAAGUUUGGCAAAAUUGUAAAUUUUCGUGCUGUUCGCAAUACGCUGCCCCAUCUUCGGGGCAAUGUUUUUAUCGAGUACGCUCAGGAGCGCUUUGCAUUGCGUGCAUUUGUCAAUUUGCAGAGUCGUUACUAUGCCUCCAGACGGCUUAAUGUUGAGUUCUCCAAUUUGAACGCUUGGCGUGGCGCUAUUUGCGGUUUGUCCUUAACACGCAAAUGUCCUAAGGGUUACAGCUGUGGGUAUCUCCACUUAUUUCGCAAUCCCAACAAUGUCUUCAAUGUCAACUUGGAGACACAUACCACUCCAAGCAGUGUUCGAUCCCAUAGUAAUACGCCCAGAUGCAGAGCACCUAGCUGGAAUGAUGAUGAGAAGGAAUCUCGUAACUGGCGUUGGUCAGAGAGUCCCGAGUUGGAUCUAACGAAUUCUAAAUCAAAAAUGAAUAGAUCACAUCGGAGUAGCGAACGUCGCUCUAGAUCCAAGGAAGAUGACAAGAAUAAUAGUAAAAAAUCAUAUUCCAGACGAGACUAUCAACCGCGAAGUAAUAAUCGAAGUAGCUCCCAUAAAUUAAAAAGCCAUAAACUUGAUAGAAGUCGCUCCCGUUCACCAGGUCGACAUCGUCAUGCUUCACGUCAUCAUAAAUAUAAUCGUGAAAUAAAUCAAGGGUUUUCCCCAAAGAUGAGUCUUCAACUGAUGGAUACAUUUAAAUACAAAGUUGCUGAUAAUAUCGUCUCUUAAGUAAGUCUCAUAUAA